AUGAAUACAAUUACACAACAAAGCGAUCCGUUAGCCACGACAAAAGACUUGUCUGGUCUCAAUUCUGAUCAGAUAAUCAAUAUUGAUGACUCUUACGAUCAAACGACCGGCACCAUCACCGAGUUUGAGAAACAAAAGACCGCGGAGGGAGAGGUAUACUUCCAACGACUCGGAUGGAAGCGUUUAGCUGUGAUUCUCGUUGUUGAGGCCAUUGGCCUAGGCGAGUUCAGCCUUCCAGGGGCCUUUGCUACUCUCGGCGUUAUCGCUGGAGUUUUCUAUUGCAUCUCUCUUGGUCUUAUGGCUGUCUAUACAGUAUGGAUUAUUGGGAAAGUUACGCUUAUGCUUAUGACCUCGUCUCAUGUCCUUAUGGGCACGAUCUCUUUUAACAUCUUGUCAGAUGAUGGCAUAUGUGGUCUCGUCUUUAGUGCCGUAUUGGGCGUUCUGCUGUUUAUUCUGGCUAUUAUGCCGUUGUUCACGGAAGCGGCCAUUCUAGGCUAUAUUGACCUCCUGUCCGUUAUGACAGCCAUCCUCGUAACAGUUAUUGCCUCCAGUGUUGAUGCUGCAAAUAAACCUGGUGGCUUAUCUGCUGCAGACUGGUCAGCUUGGCUGGACCCUAAUGCGACUUUUAAAGACGGUAUAGUGGCCAUUUGCAAUAUGCUCUUUGCAUACUGCUUUGCUCUAUAUAUAAUACUAUUUAUAUCUGAGAUAUAUAUACCUACAGACUUUAUAAAGUCAGUAUGGACUUUUAGUAUCCUUAAAAUCUUUAUCUAUACCCUUACCGGCAUACUUAUUUACACUUUUAUCAGCGUUUUACCCAAGGUAGCUUUUAGUUGGAUUACCUGGCUGCUGGUACUGUUCGGCAUUACCCUUUGCGCUUGGAUACUCAACAAGUCCAUCCCUUUUUUUAUUGAUUUGCUUUCGCUCAGCUCGGCUCUAUUUGUAUCUGGGUUUAUCUCAUAUUUCCCAGCAGAAACUUAUUGCAUGCUAUUGCACGCUAUUGCUUGUAUAUUUGUUUAUGCCUUUGGUAUUCUGGUUCUCAUCGGAGGGACAUAUGCGACCGCUAUGGAUAUUAAACAUCAUCACGAUACCGAUGCUUUCCGUGUACCUUUCUCUUGUGAACCAUAA
Fusarium redolens is the source of this 1125-nucleotide messenger RNA. RefSeq lists its product as uncharacterized. The transcript is spliced from 6 exons. Bases 1 to 1125 code for a protein of 374 amino acids. Lineage: Eukaryota; Fungi; Ascomycota; Sordariomycetes; Hypocreales; Nectriaceae. The record is from RefSeq and is a predicted model, not a curated record.